UACACUUUCUUCGGUCGAAGUGACUAGUAAUAUGCAUAAGAACAAAUUGAAGGGAAGAACUAGCUGUUGGUGACAAAUAUGAAGAAUAUGUUCCUGCAUUUAGUGCGGCCUCUCCAGCAUGUCUCGGACAAUCUGAGCCAAUUUACCAGAAACAUACAAACCCCAGAUGUCCACCACACAAACCACUGCUAAGCAGGAGGAGCCGCUCGACCUAAUCCGCUACCAGCUCGACGAGGUUGUACUCGUCAAGUUAAGAGGCGCCCGCGAAAUGAAGGGCAAGUUACAAGGAUAUGACUCGCAUUGCAACUUGGUCUUGAGCGACGCCGAAGAGUACAUUUACGGUGAGGCUGUCGAGGACGUUGUGGUGAAGAAAUCCGAGAUGAUCUUUGUCAGAGGUGACUCUGUCAUCUUGAUCAGUCCUGUCGAGUAGCAGGGUGCUGUGUUUAAUGGGUCAUGCGUGUAUCAUAAAAAGAAUAAAUUUGUCAGUCACAUGAAUUCGUGGUUCUUAAAAAAGAGAUAGAACAUAGGGAAACUCCCGAAUUGUAGGGGUAUCUGUAAUUUUAUCCGUCAAU
Molecule: messenger RNA, 572 nt
Organism: Metschnikowia bicuspidata var. bicuspidata NRRL YB-4993
Lineage: Eukaryota; Fungi; Ascomycota; Pichiomycetes; Serinales; Metschnikowiaceae
Gene: SMX4
Product: U4/U6-U5 snRNP complex subunit
Exons: 1
Coding region: 167-430 (87 amino acids)
Biological process (GO): mRNA splicing, via spliceosome; P-body assembly
Cellular component (GO): Lsm1-7-Pat1 complex; U4/U6 x U5 tri-snRNP complex; P-body
Molecular function (GO): RNA binding
Source: RefSeq, a predicted model, not a curated record